UGUCAUAAUUUGAGUUUACCAAUAAUAAAAAAAUGGAAAAUAAUAUAUUUAAUGGUGUAAAUAAUCAUUUUUCAACUGAUGAAGAAAAAUUUAAAAUUAAAGAAGAAUUACAUAGUGAUCUUAUUGAAAAUAUUCAUUUAUUUAAAAGUGAAAGUGAUUCAAAGGAACAUGAAUCAAUAAAAGAAGAAAAUAAUACAACGAAGGAUCAAGCAGCAAUUAAAAAGGAAAUACGAGAUGAAGAUAUUACAACAAAACACAAAGGAAUUGAUUUAAAUGAAGAGUUUUUCCUGGAUAAACAUAAAAAAAUUAAACUUGAACAUCAAUUAAAUACAGAAGCUAUAAUAAAGACUGAAAUAUUUGAUGAACAUGCUUUAGAACAUCAAUCAAUUCAAAAUGAAGACAAGAAUAUUUCAUGUGACGUUUGUGAUAAAAGAUUUGCUCAUAAAAGCAGUUUAAUUGUACAUAAACGAAGUGUACAUAAUGGAGAAAAAUCUUUUUCUUGUGAAGUUUGUGAUAAAUCAUUUUCUAAGCGAACUAAUUUAGAAACACAUAAACGGACUCAUACUGGAGAAAAACCUUUUUCUUGUGAAGUUUGUGAUAAAUCAUUUUCUCAGCGAUCCAAUUUAGAAACACAUAAACGGACUCAUUCUGGAGAAAAACCUUUUUCUUGUGAAGUUUGUGAUAUAUCAUUUUCUACGCGAAACAGUUUAGAAACACAUAAACGGACUCAUAAUGGAGAAAAACCUUUUUUCUGUCACAUUUGUGAUAGAUCAUUUACUUAUCAAAACGGUUUAGAUAAUCAUAAACGGACUCAUAUUGGAGAAAAAUUGGUAAAACCUCUUUCUUGUGAAGUUUGUGAUAAAUCAUUUUCUACGCAAACCAAUUUAGUAACACAUAAACGGACUCAUACUGGAGAAAAGCGGGUAAAACCUUUUUCUUGUGAAGUUUGUGAGAAAUCAUUUUCUACGCGAAUCAAUCUAGUAACACAUAAACGGACUCAUACUGGGGGAAAAUCGGUAAAAUCUUUUUCUUGUGAAGUUUGUGAUAAAUCAUUUAUUCAGCGAAGCAGUUUAGAAACACAUAAACGGACUCAUACUAAAGAAAAGCCUUUUUCUUGUGAAGUUUGUGAGAAAUCAUUUUCUACGCGAAACAAUUUACAAACACAUAAACGGACUCAUACUGGAGAAAAACCUUUUUCCUGUCACAUUUGUGAUAAAUCAUUUACUUAUCAAAACAGUUUAGAUAAUCAUAAACGGACUCAUACUGGAGAAAAACCGGUAAAACCUUUUACUUGUGAAGUUUGUGAUAAAUCGUUUACUCAGAAGAUCACUUUAGAAGUUCAUAAACGGACUCAUAGUAAAGAAAAACCUUUUUCUUGUGACGUUUGUGAUAAAUCAUUUACUCAGCAAUGCAGUUUAAAAACUCAUAAGUAUACUCAUACUAAAGACAAACCAUUUUCUUGUGAAGUUUGUGAUAAAUCAUUUUCUCAGCGAUCCAAUUUAGUAACACAUAAACGGAUUCACACAGGAGAAAAACCUUUUUCUUGUGAAGUUUGUUAUAAAUCAUUUUCUACGCGAAUCAAUUUAGAAACACAUAAACGGAAUCAUAUUGGAGAAAAACCUUUUUCCUGUCAAAUUUGUGAUAAAUCAUUUUCUGGUCAAAACGAAUAA
Molecule: messenger RNA, 1670 nt
Organism: Chrysoperla carnea
Lineage: Eukaryota; Metazoa; Arthropoda; Insecta; Neuroptera; Chrysopidae
Product: gastrula zinc finger protein XlCGF26.1-like
Exons: 2
Coding region: 33-1670 (545 amino acids)
Cellular component (GO): nucleus
Molecular function (GO): zinc ion binding; nucleic acid binding
Source: RefSeq, a predicted model, not a curated record